CUCUCCUCUCCCUCUCCUCUCCUCUCCUCUCUCCCCUCUUCCCUCUCCCCUCUGCUUCUCCUUCCAACCGAGCUCUCAAUUACUGAACCAGACCCUUCAUUAAACUGAUAAUGAUUUGAAUUGGAGCCUUUUUAAUUGUGUUCAGCUCUGAUAUUUCAAGUUAAGCAGUCGCAUUUUAUAAGCGAUUUCUACUCUGCAACUUUUUAGGAGAUGAGUGUGGAGUAGCGGUCAGGGCUCUGGACUCUUGAUCGGAGGGUCGUGGGUUCAAUCCCAGGUGGGGGACACUGCUGCUGUACCCUUGAGCAAGGUACUUUACCUAGAUUGCUCCAGUAAAAACCCAACUGUAUAAAUGGGGAAUUGUAUGUAAAAGUAAUGUGAUAUCUUGUAACAAUUGUAAGUCGCCCUGGAUAAGGGCGUCUGCUAAGAAAUAAAUAAUAAUAAUACUAACUACGGAACGUUUCUCCUGUGAGCGGUUCGGAACGUUAUCGAUCGGUUUUGUUGUUUCCAACUCGGACUGAGUUUAGUGUUACACACACACAUAGAGAGGGGCGCACACGUGAAAACAGGAAAUUAUUUCGGCUGAAUUGUGUUUAUUUAGUUUUGCAGCAACAAAAGAACCAGAAAAUGGGUAAAAAUAACAAAAACAAACCCGGGUCGAAGCGGAGAGAGAACAAAUGCGUGGUGACGUUCAACGAGGACGAGAGACAGGAUUAUCUGACCGGGUUUCACAAACGGAAAGUUGAGCGACGGAAGAAAGCCGUGGAUGAGAUCAAGAAAAAAAUCAAGGAGGAGCAGAAGAGAAUGAGAGAGGAGAGACACAAGGAGUACGUGAAGAUGCUGAGAGAGAGGACUGAGGCUUUGGAGGAGGCCGGUGAGCUCGAUCACCUCAUCACCUCGACCGCGGAGACCGUCCAGUACGACCACCCCAACCACACCGUCACCGUGACGACCGUCAGCGACCUCGACCUAUCGGGGGCCGGCUGGCUCGGCAGGCCGGCCAAUCAGGAGGCUGGAGAGAGGGAUGAUGGAGGAGAGGAGGAGAGGGAGAAGGAGACUGAACGGGAUUCUGAGAAACCGCCCUGCACCCUCCCCAAAAAAUCAGGGGACCCCAUCCUGUCCCAGAAGCUCUCCUCUCUCACAUCCUCUCUCCACUCUCGCACUCAGUCGAAGGGGAAGGGGAAGGGGAGAGGGAGGGGGAGGGGGGAGAGAGAGGGGGGAGAUCAGAACAAGAAGGGGGUCCAGCGCGGGCGAGGGGGGCGGACCAGCAAAUCCCAGCGCCGCAAACGAACUGGGAGAGCCAGGCAGCACUGUGCCUGAGGGAGGAGAGCACCAGUACAGACCAGUACAGAGACAGCGAGGAGACUGGGAGAGAACAGAGGCUAGAAAAACAAUCACACUGCAACAGAGAGAGAGAGACUGGGAGAGAAGAGACAUGCCGGCCGUCUGUCUGUGUGUCUGUCUGCGCCCCCCCCAGACUGGAACCCAGGCCUCUGGAAGAUGACGGGCCAGUCUAGUGCAUUAACAUGAACCCGCUAGCGCCCCCUAGCCCUCCAGAUUGGAACCCCAGGCCUCCCAGAGGAAGGUGAAAGCCAGGAACGAGAGGCUAUUGAAUUAGCCCUGUGUGUGUGUGUGUGUGUGUGUGUCUGUGUGUGUGUGUGUGUUUGUCUCUGCUUGUGUCUGUGUGUGUGUGUGUGUGUGUCUCUGUCUGUCUGUCUGUGUGUGUGUCUGUCUCUGCUUGUGUCUGUCUCUGCUUGCGUCUGUCUGUGUGUGUGUCUGCCUGUGUGUGCGUUUCUCUGUCUGUCUGUCUGUGUGUGUGUCUGUCUCUGCUUGUGUCUGUCUCUGCUUGCGUCUGUCUGUGUGUGUGUCUGCCUGUGUGUGCGUUUCUCUGUGUGUGUGUCUGUGUGUGCGUGCGUGCGUGUGUGUGUCUGUCUGUGUGUGUCUCUGUGUGUGUCUGUCUGUUUGCCUAUGCGUUUCUGCGUGUGUGUGUGUGUGUGUGUGUGCGCGCGUGCGUGCGUGUGUGUGUGUGCGUGCGUGCGUGCGCGUGUGUCUGCGUGUGUCUGUCUGCGCCCCCAAACCCCCCAGAUUGGAAACAAGACCUUCCACAGAUGUGUUGCUUUUGUAAAAAAAAAAAAAAAGUUAUUUGUUACAAUUUACAGUAAAACACAAAUACGGUUCAAUGUACAUGAUCUAGAUACUAUCAGUGUCUGUGAAUCUGUAAACAUAAUAAAAAUGUUAAACGCUG
Molecule: messenger RNA, 2242 nt
Organism: Acipenser ruthenus (sterlet)
Lineage: Eukaryota; Metazoa; Chordata; Actinopteri; Acipenseriformes; Acipenseridae
Gene: nol12
Product: nucleolar protein 12
Exons: 6
Coding region: 625-1317 (230 amino acids)
Cellular component (GO): nucleolus
Molecular function (GO): RNA binding
Source: RefSeq, a predicted model, not a curated record